Messenger RNA from Symbiodinium necroappetens, 885 nucleotides. The record is from the annotation of a GenBank genome assembly. NCBI's taxonomy places the organism in Eukaryota, Dinophyceae, Suessiales, Symbiodiniaceae.
AUGUCCCACCGGGCUGGCACAGGGGAUGCUCCGAUCCCUGGGCUUGUCACGUCGAGACGAAAUCCGGCCUACAAGCAGAGGCUGCAGAAGCAGAAGGAGGCAGAAGCAGCAGCGGAAGCAGCUCGCAGGGCUGAGAUUGCCAAACUCAAAGCUGCAAAGCAGCUCCAGAGAAGCCGACAGCAGAGAAGGUCGCCGAGCCCUCGCUCCGAGGAGCGCCAGCGCGAGCCUCGCGAGGGCUCCCAGGAGCGGCGUCUUCGGGAGAAGAAGGAGGCUGAUGCCAAAGCAGAGAAGGUGGUGAAGGAUGCGGAGGAGAAGCGAAGGAAAGAGGCGGAGGAGGCAGAAGCCCGCAAACGGUGGGCUGAGCAGGAAGCGAAGUGGGCAGAGGAACGCCGACAGCGCGAGGAGCAAAAGCGGCAGGAGGAGGAGCGCAAGGCCGCGCGCCAGCAGAAGCUAAAAGGAGCUUUUGCCAUGGCAGACGACGAGGACGAUGACGAGGAUCAUCGAAACAGAAAGUUGGCUGAAAAGCAGAAGACCAGGUCAGUGCCAAAGUUGGCAGUGGCGGUCUCUGCUUCGCCCGGUCCAGCUGCUCCGGCUGGAAAAUCACGAAAGGUCUCGCCCGACUCGAAGGAUCCCAUAAGCCUCCGAGCUGCCUUAGCAGACCCUUCCGGGCCCCGUGUUCACUCCCCAGGAGAGGUGGCGGAGCAUUUUCGCCGCCUCUCGGAGAUGAAGAGGAGGUACCGAAGAGCUGAAUUUGGGGGUCCUUCGUCCGCGUCCGCCCGGCGACGCACGCCUUCGAGGUCCCGGUCUCGCGACAAGUACGACUCGGUUUGGAUCAAACCAGGCGCUCCAGGAAGCGAGGCCAAAGGGAGCCGCCGGGAUCGCUAG